CAAGGCGACAGCCAAACGAUUGCAGACCGAAAGACCGGAGAUAUCGCUUAUGCAUCUCCGUAUUGAAAUUGGAUAAUCGCAUAGCAAAUUCAAGAAAUGGGGGGACCAGCUAACCCAAAAAGUAUUGGUGAAUAGUGGCAAUGACGAGUGGAAUCACCACAUGGGCACACUAAAUGUCUUGGAGAGGCCCGCUGAAGAUAACAUGUUUAUGGCACUCGGCGAUGCCAUGGUUGGAACGGGUCAUAUCUGGGUCAGGUCACCGGGUGGAUUCAUGAAUCAUGAUAAGCGAGCUGUAGCCCUCCAUAUCCGCUACGCAGGGACAAUCUGCACUUCAUUAUGGUCUUCCCCGGUGAUCGUACGUCAGAGUAAUUGGAUCGAAUCUGCACGAAUGGCAGGUCUUCAUGCCGGGAAUAUUGUUUCACGCCUGCUGAGGGCGACCAAUCCGAGCUAGGCAGCAGGAUUCUCGUGCGCCAUUGUUGGGUCAAGCUUUGC
Molecule: messenger RNA, 492 nt
Organism: Aspergillus welwitschiae
Lineage: Eukaryota; Fungi; Ascomycota; Eurotiomycetes; Eurotiales; Aspergillaceae
Exons: 1
Coding region: 161-451 (96 amino acids)
Source: RefSeq, a predicted model, not a curated record